AUGUCUACAGCAAGCGUUCUUGAAAACAGACCCGCGAAAUUGACAGGGAGGGAAUUUUAUAAGAGCAUUGGGAGCCCGAAAUUUAUCGUGGCACCUAUGGUGGAUAGAUCAGAAUUUGCCUGGAGAAUGCUCACACGAUCUUUCAUGGCAAAGGACGAACCGCAACGUCUUCUUGCGUAUUCGCCAAUGUUUCAUGCCCGGCUAUAUAAUGAAACAGAGGGAUUUCGCGCUCAACAUUUCCAGCCCGUCCGUCGAGACGAUCCGAACGUCCCGUUUCUCGACGGUAACCCAGCCAUUGACCGACCACUCUUUGUACAGUUUUGCGCAAACGACCCAAAUGAUUUUCUAGAGGCUGCUCGUCUUGUAGCUCCAUACUGUGACGCGGUGGACCUCAAUCUUGGAUGUCCGCAGGGAAUUGCACGAAAGGGACACUACGGCGCAUUUUUGCAGGAAGAUUGGGAUCUGAUUUAUAAAUUGAUUAAUAGGUUGCAUACGGAGUUGCCGGUACCUGUUACUGCCAAGUUUCGAAUCCAGGAGACGAAAGAAAAGACGUUGGAAUACGCUAAGAUGAUACUAUCAGCCGGCGCCAGUAUAAUUACGGUCCAUGGUCGACGAAGAGAGCAAAAGGGCCACAAUACAGGAGUCGCAGAUUGGAGUUAUAUCAAAUAUCUGAGAGAGAAUCUCCCUCCAAAGACGGUCAUAUUUGCGAACGGGAAUAUUUUAAAUCAUGGUGAUAUCGAGCAUUGUCUGGAAGCUACAGGUGCCGAUGGAGUCAUGAGCGCGGAAGGCAAUUUAUCGGAUCCUACUAUAUUCAGCAAGGUUCCUGAAAUCGGCAAUGAAGGACGAGAAUACUGGCGUGGUCGCGAUGGGAGAGGAGGUUACCGAAUGGAUGCAGUCUUUAGGCGGUAUAUGGAUAUCAUCCAUGAAUACGUCCUCGGCAAUCCUGUGCCAGAGCGCAAACCACUUUUCUUGCAGUCGGAUCCUGUUGUCGAUACUACCGAGCAAAGCAAAAACACAGAAAAUCACACGGAACAAAACGGCCAAGUGAAUGGGAAGAGAAAAGCUGAAAACGAUGCUGAUGGAAAAGCCGUUGAUCUACCUAGCAAGAAGCAGAAACGCAGCAAAGAGAAGAGAACUCACGACCCGAAUCUCGUCGCCAUGCAGGGUCAUUUGUUCCAGCUUCUACGCGCCCUGGUCUCACAACACACACAUAUACGCGAUGCACUGGCACGAACGCAUGCUGGUGACAUUGCAUCUUUUGAGCGGAUCUUGAGCAUGGUCGAAGACGCUGUCAAAGAAGGCAUAUUAGAAUAUGAGAAGAAUCCUGAAGCAUUCGAUAAAAAAGCAGAGGACGCAGAUGAGCUUCAGGGAUCCCAGGCCACAAUUGCGGAAUAUAGUCGUCCAUGGUGGGUAUGUCAGCCAUAUAUUCGCCCUUUGCCGGAGGAAGCUAUAGCGAAGGGGGCGAUGCAGAUGAGCAAAAAGGACCAGCGCAAGGCUGCUGAAGCAGCUAACACUGCUGCUACUCAUUCGGUUUCAGAAAAGACUGAGCCUGUCCCUGCUUUGGUAUCGGCGUAG
Talaromyces stipitatus ATCC 10500 is the source of this 1575-nucleotide messenger RNA. RefSeq names its product dihydrouridine synthase family protein, putative. The transcript is spliced from 2 exons. Lineage: Eukaryota; Fungi; Ascomycota; Eurotiomycetes; Eurotiales; Trichocomaceae. Gene Ontology annotation, biological process: tRNA processing. The coding region runs from base 1 to 1575 and encodes 524 amino acids. Gene Ontology annotation, molecular function: tRNA dihydrouridine synthase activity; flavin adenine dinucleotide binding. The record is from RefSeq and is a predicted model, not a curated record.